Messenger RNA from Babjeviella inositovora NRRL Y-12698, 798 nucleotides. It is a transcript of the gene NBN1, whose product is annotated as histone acetyltransferase. The record is from RefSeq and is a predicted model, not a curated record. The annotation marks the transcript as partial. Gene Ontology annotation, biological process: regulation of DNA-templated transcription. NCBI's taxonomy places the organism in Eukaryota, Fungi, Ascomycota, Pichiomycetes, Serinales. Gene Ontology annotation, cellular component: Rpd3L-Expanded complex; nucleus; Rpd3L complex. The transcript has a single exon.
AUGGAUACCAGUGCUAUCUUGGAACAAUACACACAGGACUUGGCGAACCUUCCGUCAGAGCUUGCGCACCUCCUCCAAGAACUCCGAGAGAAGGACCUCAAACUCUACGAAAGCCGCAAGAAGCUCCUCCAGCGGGACAACCAAAUCCACAAGUUCAUCCGACAAAACGGCUCGUUAACGAAGAAUCCAAAGGAGCAGCAGCUCUAUGGGAAAAUCGAGGAGGAUUUUCGGGCGUGUGAGCGGAUCCAGGAGCAGAAGAAUGUACUUGCAAACACGGCGUUGUUUCUUGUGUCGAAGUACUUGCUCAGCUUGGAUAAUGAUAUGGACAAGCUUGAGCGUGAGGGGUUGCUAGCGCCUGUGGAAGAUGGUAUGGCUAGCGCGACACCGCCUGUGUCGAGUCUUGCGGUCGUGGGCCACAGACGGACGAUGACAAGCGUUCCGCAGGUAUCGAAGCACGCUCGAACCAAGUCGAUGCGACUGGCAACGCCCACAGGCAGCGCUGGGGCCGCCCGAAAACGGCAAAAAACGGAAGAAUUAGAGGAGAAAAAGGUGUUACCGACGUCAAGCUUGGCACACUUGCACCUUGAGAUGCCGUUGCACAUGGGCGAGGCCGGCGAGGAUGAGACAAUCUAUUGUUUCUGUCGCCAGGUCUCGUACGGCAACAUGAUUGGGUGUGAUAACGACGACUGUCGCUUUGAGUGGUUCCACUGGGACUGUGUGGGCUUGAAGGAGCAGCCCAAGGAGGGUGCCGUUUGGUACUGCAGUGAUUGCAAGGAGCGGAUGAAGAAAGAUAAGGAG